Paramisgurnus dabryanus is the source of this 883-nucleotide messenger RNA. RefSeq names its product FKBP prolyl isomerase 2 (gene fkbp2). NCBI's taxonomy places the organism in Eukaryota, Metazoa, Chordata, Actinopteri, Cypriniformes, Cobitidae. Gene Ontology annotation, cellular component: endoplasmic reticulum. The record is from RefSeq and is a predicted model, not a curated record. Gene Ontology annotation, biological process: protein peptidyl-prolyl isomerization. Gene Ontology annotation, molecular function: peptidyl-prolyl cis-trans isomerase activity.
UGCAAAGCAAGUAGGAAGUCAUGUAUGACUCCUGACGUCACUUCCUAAAGAAGUCUCAUUCUGAGAUUUCGGAGGACGGUGUGUUUAAUUUUGCUGCAGACAUGAGGCUGUGUUUGGUAUUAGCUGUCACACUAAUGUCUGUCCUCAUGGCAGUCGUACAUGGGGGUGACAAGAAAAAAUUACAGAUAGGAAUCAAGAAAAGAGUGGACAACUGUCCGAUUAAAUCCCGAAAGGGAGACGUGUUGAACAUGCACUACACUGGGAAACUGGAAGAUGGGACAGAAUUCGACAGCAGCAUCCCAAGGAAUCAACCCUUCACUUUCACACUUGGCACUGGGCAGGUUAUCAAGGGCUGGGAUCAGGGUUUAUUGGGAAUGUGUGAGGGUGAGAAAAGAAAACUGGUGAUUCCCUCUGAGCUUGGCUAUGGGGACAGAGGUGCACCACCUAAAAUUCCAGGUGGAGCCACACUCAUCUUUGAAGUAGAGCUGUUAAGCAUUGAGAGAAGAUCUGACUUAUAGUGAGAUUUGUAGGCCUGCGAGCACUGAACCACUGACUAGAGCUGUACACUGUGUCCACUAUACCUGCAUAGCAAUGUCAAGUGUUUAAGAGUUUUUUUAGUUACUUGCCAGGUAUCACAUAUAUAAGAAAAAUCACACUUUUAAUUCCAUUCGAAUAUUUUUUUUCACAUCAAAGAAAAAGCAACACAGUUUUAGACAUGUAUGUAGCACCAUUUUUUUUUUAUUUGAGAGCCUUACUACACAGAUUUGAUUGUGAGAGUGCACAAGGUACAGUUUUUGCCAUUCCAACAAGCACUGAUCAGGAAGAGAUGCAUUUCUCAAUCUUGUUCACUUAAAAUUGAAUAAACGUUUUAUUUUACAAAAGA